Tripterygium wilfordii is the source of this 534-nucleotide messenger RNA. RefSeq names its product probable WRKY transcription factor 12. The coding region runs from base 1 to 534 and encodes 177 amino acids. The transcript has 2 exons. Lineage: Eukaryota; Viridiplantae; Streptophyta; Magnoliopsida; Celastrales; Celastraceae. Gene Ontology annotation, biological process: regulation of DNA-templated transcription. Gene Ontology annotation, molecular function: sequence-specific DNA binding; DNA-binding transcription factor activity. The record is from RefSeq and is a predicted model, not a curated record.
AUGCAAGAACAGCACCACGAAGCCCCACCACCGCCACCGUCAAUGCCGCUCUAUGAUCUCUUCGCACCUCCGGCACUAAUGCUUCCAUCGUCUUCAAUAUUGCGUCCUCCACCUCCUCCUUCUACUACUAUUGAUCAUCAACAAGUAUUAGUGUUUCCUGAAAAUAUUGAUUGGGUCUCUGCUCAAAGUGGAUUAAUGGUUGAGAAUUACAAGGGCUUAUUAAUGGAAAAAAGUAGUGGUUGUGCACAAAAACCAAAUGGCGGAGGAGAAGAGAAGAUCAUUACUAAUAAUAAUAUUAAGGAUAAAAGGAAACCAGUGACCAAUAGUAGUAGAAAUAGAAUGAGAAAGGCGAGCAAGCUUCGGUUUGCGUUUCAGACAAAGAGUGCUGAUGAUAUUCUUGACGAAGGUUAUCGUUGGAGGAAGUACGGACAGAAAUCUGUCAAGAACAGCAUUUAUCCCAGGAUGCUCUCAGCAAGUAAUCUCCUAGUUGGAUUAACAGUCUUGGCAUCCUCUAUAAAUAGCUCCACGGUGUGA